AUGACGACCGUCAAGGAGCGCCAGACUAAGCUGAUUGUUCUGGCAGCAGUCUUCAGUGCCUUGGCCACGGUUGCCUUUGCCCUGCGGAUGGUCAACAGCCGGAAUCUGCGGCGGACGCUGAAGAUUCACGAUUAUUUCGUCGGAUUGUCGCUGGUAUGGAUGACCUCGAUACAUGCGCAGUCUCUCUCGGACGAUACUGAUGAUUCCUCUCCACUGGCAGGCGCUUCGGCGGGCGCGUACGGGCAAAAUGUCCUCACGGUGGAUUAUCCGACCAUGACAACGACGCUGAAGACAUUCUGGUCAUCCGAAUGGUUCUUCAUCACGGGCACGACAGCCUUUCGUCUGGGGAUCAUCUUCCUCUACAUCGAACUGUUCCGGGGCAACAAGUUCUACUGGAUCUCCAUGACGGUUGCCGGCAUCGUGAUCGCAUACUGGGUAGCCUCCGUCCUAAUGGUCCUUCUUCUCUGUCGCCCGAUAGCUUCCAACUGGGACAUCAAGAUCCAGGGCAAGUGUGGCGAUGUCUCCGAGACUGAGAAUAUAUCGGCCUCGUUCAACUUGGUCGUGGACCUCAUAGUCGUCACCCUUCCAAUGCCGAUGGUAUUUUCCUUGAACAUGCCAAAGGACAAGAAGAUCAGCGUGGUGGCCAGCUUCCUCCUGGGCUUCAUUACGGCCGGCGUCAACAUCGGACGUCUAAUCCAGACACAGGUGUGCGACCCCAAGAACAAGACCUUCUGUUUAAAUGACGCCUCUAUUCUGGUUGCUGCGGAACUCAGUUCAGGCACAAUCGUUGCCUGUGCCCCCAUGAUAGGCGCCGUGAUUUUGCGCCGCAGCCGCCGUCGGGAGAGCAACCCCCGUAGCAAAGACCCUCGUAUUCACACGAUCGGUUCUAGCGGCCGCUCGUGGCCAAGGCGAGAUCCGGGUGAUAUUGAGCUGCUGGCCUCGCAGGACGACGAGCAUGAAAAAGCCGCCUCGCAUCGCACGCAGGUCUCGGUGCCGGAAAUCUCGUACCAAAUCGACUCAGGGUCUUUCGCCGAGGAUGGUCGAGGAUACAACUCGGCUGGGAUAAUGGUACAGAAUGUGCUGACGAUUGAACGGGAGUCAGCCCGCGUGUAG
Messenger RNA from Penicillium chermesinum, 1113 nucleotides. RefSeq lists its product as uncharacterized. Lineage: Eukaryota; Fungi; Ascomycota; Eurotiomycetes; Eurotiales; Aspergillaceae. The transcript has 4 exons. The record is from RefSeq and is a predicted model, not a curated record. The coding region runs from base 1 to 1113 and encodes 370 amino acids.